Molecule: messenger RNA, 1727 nt
Organism: Populus trichocarpa (black cottonwood)
Lineage: Eukaryota; Viridiplantae; Streptophyta; Magnoliopsida; Malpighiales; Salicaceae
Product: flavin-containing monooxygenase FMO GS-OX-like 4
Exons: 7
Coding region: 16-1494 (492 amino acids)
Molecular function (GO): flavin adenine dinucleotide binding; N,N-dimethylaniline monooxygenase activity; NADP binding
Source: RefSeq, a predicted model, not a curated record
CACGUGCGGGUCCGGAUGGAUGGGGACCCUGCUGACGCUAGCAUUUCUCAAGUGUCCAAAAAACCGAACUCUCUUCGACAGGUCACCACAACAACACCAAUCAAACAUUUAUCAAUGCCACCACCUCAACUUCCUCCACCAAUCUCCCGCCACGUGGCGGUGAUCGGUGCCGGAGCCGCCGGCCUCGUUAGUGCCCGUGAGCUCCGGAGAGAGGGUCAUGAUGUUGUAGUCUUUGAAAGAGACAACCAAGUAGGUGGCACAUGGGUGUACAAUCCCCGAGUCGAGCCCGACCCGUUAAGCCUCGACCCGAAUCGACGCAUAAUUCACUCGAGCCUCUAUAGCUCCCUCCGGACCAACCUCCCAAGAGAAGUAAUGGGUUUCAAAGAUUAUCCCUUUAUAGCAAAAAAUGAUAAAAAGAGAGACCAGAGAAGGUUUCCGGGCCAUCGAGAGGUGUUGUUGUAUUUGCAGGAUUUUGCAAGUGAGUUUGGGAUUGAAGAAAUGGUGAGGUUUGAUACUGAAGUGGUUCAUGUGGGGCCUGUUGAGGAUAAUAUUGGAAAGUGGAUUGUGAGGUCUAAAAGGAAAAUAAGUGAUGAUGAUAGGGAGGUUAGUUUUGGAUUUGAUGUUGACGAGGAGAUUUAUGAUGCUGUUGUUAUCUGUAAUGGACAUUACACUGAACCUCGUAUUGCUCAAAUACCAGGGAUCAGUUCAUGGCCAGGAAAACAGAUGCAUAGCCACAAUUAUCGUACUCCUGAGGGCUUUCAAGAUCAAGUGGCAAUUUUGAUUGGAAGUUCAGCUAGUUCUGAUGAUAUAUCCAGAGAAAUUGCUGGAGUUGCUAAAGAGGUCCAUGUUGCCUCAAGAUCAGUUGCGGACGAAACAUAUCAAGAGCAGCCUGGAUAUGAUAAUAUGUGGCUUCAUUCUAUGAUAGAAAGUGUGCAUGAUGAUGGUUCUGUGAUCUUCAGAAAUGGGAGAGUUGUCGUUGCUGACAUUAUUCUACAUUGCACUGGGUACAAGUAUCACUUCCCUUUUCUAGACACCAAUGGCAUUGUGACCAUGGAUGAAAAUCGUGUGGCCCCCCUGUACAAGCAAGUUUUUCCACCAGUUCUGGCCCCAUGGCUUUCAUUUGUUGGGUUACCGUGGAAGGUUGUCCCUUUUCCCUUGGUUGAACUUCAAACCAAGUGGAUUGCUGGUGUUUUAUCAGGUCAUAUUGCACUUCCGUCACCUGAGGAGAUGAUGGAAGAUGUUAAAGCCUUCUAUGAGACACUAGAAUCUUCCAACAAACCCAAACACUACACUCAUAAUUUGGGUGGUUGUCAGUUCGAGUACGACAACUGGCUUGCUUCUCAGUGCGGUUGCCCAGGGAUCGAAGAAUGGAGAAGGCAAAUGUAUGAUGCAGCUAGCAAGAGUAAGCGGCUCCGGCCAGAGAUAUACCGUGAUGAAUGGGAUGAUGAUGACCUGGUCUUGGAAGCCUACGGGGACUUCACAAAGUACACUUGAAAAAGUUGAAGCAACAGCUGCAUCUCUCAAUGGAGGUGUUCGAAGGAUAGGAAAGGAAGACGAUAAAUUAUUAGGCUGGCCUAAUUGUCAACAUCUGAAUUUGUGGGAUCAAUCAUCAUCGUUGUUAAUUUGGACUUGUAUUUCCAUGAUUCGCAGUUCUUUACGUGAAUAAAGAAUCAAUGAAGAUAUCCAUAUCCAUAUAUGAAUAAAUGAAGCUCUUGCCUUUCUCUUUC